AUGCAGCUGUUGCUGCUCCUGCUGCUGCUGCUGCUGCUGCAGCUGAGCGCAUGCAGCGGGAAGCAUCUAUGCGGACGCACUUUGGGAUUCGCUGGUGUUCCUCUCAUUGGUAGCAGCAGCAGCAGCCGUUGCCGCAGCAACACCAGCAACAGCAGCUGCUACUGUAGGAACUGUGAUAGGAGCAGCAACAGGUAUUUGCCGAAGCCUGUGGGCAGCCAGUCCCACCCCACCUCCCCCACAGCAGUAGCAGCAGCAGCAUCCGCAGAUGCUGCUCCUGCUGCUGCUGUAGCAGCAGCAGCAGAGAGAGAGAAGCCGCUUCUGCGUGUGGGGAGCCGUUGGUCUCCCCUAGCACUAGCGCAGGCGAAAGAAGUUCUGCGGCUUGUCGUCUUUGCUGCAGCAGAUCGUUUUCCUGCUGCUGUUGCUGCCUUUCUAGAGGAGGACGAGCAACAGCAGCAGCUGCAGCAGCAACAGCAGGAGGAGCUUCUGCUGCGGCGGGAAAAGCUAGGGGAGCAGUGUAGCGAGCUACUUAAAGGAACAGCAGCAGGAGAGCUGCCUGCGGCUGCUGCUGCUGCGCUGCAGCAGCGGCUGCGGUAUGGGGAGGUUGAGCUUGUGCCGCACCAAACAGCAGCAGACAAACAGCUGCAGCAGCAGCUGCUGCAGCUGGGAGGAAAGGGUUUGUUUAGUAAGGAAUUAGAUGAUGCACUGCAGCAGCAGCAAAUACACUUUGCUGUUCAUUCCCUUAAAGAUGUUAACGUGCUGCUGCCUAGCAGCAUGACUCUUGCUGCGCUGCUGCCGCGGGAGGAUCCAAGAGAUGUGCUUCUCUUUGCAGCAAAACAGCAGCAAACUAUUCAACCUCUCUUAGAAACUAUUACAGCAGCAGCAGGAGCCGCAAAUGCUGCUGCUGCUGCUGCUGCUGCGGCAGCGAAUGCUGACGCAGGGGGAAACAGCAUCACAGUCACCGAAACCAACUUCAGUAGCAGCAGCAACAACAACAGCAGCGGCAACAACAGCAGCAGUUGCAGCAGCAGCAGCAGAGAUGAAAUAUUGAUUGGCACUUCUUCUCUCCGUAGACAAGCCUUGAUGCUGUACCUCGCUGGCAGCAGCCAUGCAACAGCAGCAGCAGCAGCAGGUCCAGCAAAAGAAGCAGCAGCAGCAGCAGCAAGAGUACGUUGCGUGCUGCUGCGAGGCAACGUACAGACGCGGCUUCGGAAGCUGCGGGAGGGGGUAGCGCAUGCAACACUUCUUGCUGCAGCAGGUCUGCGGCGGCUGUCUCUGCUGCAGCAGCACCCUACGUCAGCAGCUGCAGCAGGACUGGAGAUACUCCGCCUUGCUGCUCCUUAUGGAGACACGGUUGCUGUCCCUCUUCCUGAGGUCUGCUGCACCCCAGCUGCAGCACAAGGAAUUAUUGCUGCUCAGUGCCUCUCGCAAGACACGAGCACGCUGCAGCUGCUCCUGCCAAUCAACGACUCUGCAGCAGCAACAGCAGCAGCAGCAGAACGCGCCUUCCUGCAGAAGCUCGAUGGCAGCUGCAAGACUCCCCUUGGUGCCAUUGCUAUGCUGCGUAACCACCAGCAGCAGCAGCAGCAGCAGCAGAACCUAGAAUUCAAGGGUUUUGUGGGGACACCUGACGGGUGCCGUAUGUUUCACGUUGCUGCUGCUGCAGCUGUACGUACACCGCAAGAAGCAGCAGAAGUAGGAGCAGCAGCAGCGAAUAAAAUUAAAGCAGCAGCAGGCAGCAAAUUCCUAUCCGAUAUUAUCAGCCAAGUGCAACAGGGUUGGGGCUCCCUCAAACCCUAG
This is a messenger RNA of Eimeria maxima, 1797 nucleotides long. RefSeq names its product porphobilinogen deaminase, putative. The record is from RefSeq and is a predicted model, not a curated record. Gene Ontology annotation, biological process: heme biosynthetic process. Bases 1 to 1797 code for a protein of 598 amino acids. Gene Ontology annotation, cellular component: cytoplasm. Lineage: Eukaryota; Apicomplexa; Conoidasida; Eucoccidiorida; Eimeriidae. The transcript has a single exon. Gene Ontology annotation, molecular function: hydroxymethylbilane synthase activity.